Messenger RNA from Colletotrichum acutatum, 809 nucleotides. RefSeq lists its product as uncharacterized. The record is from RefSeq and is a predicted model, not a curated record. The transcript has a single exon. Bases 113 to 718 code for a protein of 201 amino acids. NCBI's taxonomy places the organism in Eukaryota, Fungi, Ascomycota, Sordariomycetes, Glomerellales, Glomerellaceae.
ACACCUCAUUCCAUCUGUAUCUGACACCAUGUCAUAGGAGCUCGUAGAAAAGAGCGGCAACAGCCUCCAAGAUGAGAUCUCAAUCUCUUCAUACCAAGUAUCCCUCCUCAAAAUGCAGGUCCACAGCACCAUUCUGUCUCGCGAGCGCAACACUUCAGUCAUCCACGAGGCUCAACACCUUCGAGAAAUGUGCGAGACUUAUCGCCAAAGUCUCGACUCAUGGUUUGCGAGAUGGAAAGAGAUCACAACCUCAAUUUCUUCUUCAUGUUCAAUACCAUCUUCAAUACCAUGGAGUCACGCCCUUCAAGAAAAUUUACUCUCCUGGGGCUCGCUGCACUACCACCACGGCAUGUCGCUCAUUACAACUCUCUGGCCAACACCAGGCGGAGAUCCAUCCACCAUUUGUGGCGGUGUGAGCAACGCAGGGUUACAACUCGUUCGUCACCAGCAGCUUUUCGCAAGUCUCACUUGUGAGGGGACGUCAUCGGGUGAAGGAGAUGUCGUGGUGUUUCCUUGUGAGUGGACGAUGGCUCAUUUGGUGCUCCAAGUUGGUCUCCGUGCUAUAGGAGAGAAGGACGAGUCGGUCGUCGGCGGGAAGAACCAGGACCCGUCACCGGGACAUUGUUUUCCGUUACUGCUGCUUCUUGAAGCUGAUGACUCGAAAUUGUUGAGAGGCUUGUCACAAGUUUUUGAGCGGCUAUCCGCGAACGCUCCAUAAUGAUGAUUUAACAUGACAAUAAUCUCAGAUCCGGGCAGUUAUCUCCUUUCAUAACCAGCCUGAGGCAAUGACAGGGCAUCACAAAGACACU